Molecule: messenger RNA, 1236 nt
Organism: Limulus polyphemus (Atlantic horseshoe crab)
Lineage: Eukaryota; Metazoa; Arthropoda; Merostomata; Xiphosura; Limulidae
Product: techylectin-5B-like
Exons: 6
Coding region: 67-1065 (332 amino acids)
Source: RefSeq, a predicted model, not a curated record
CCCUUGAUAGAAGAUUCACAUCUUCAGUCUAUAAGAAAUCAAUUCUGUGUUAUUAACCAUUUAACAAUGUACAACACUGUGAAGGUAUUAAGUAUUUUGUCUUUCUUCGUGUUGACCCAGGCUGAUGUCCAUCAUCACACAGCUUGUAAUACUGUUGGUUCACUGAAAGGAAUAGUGGACUCCGUAACAGAAUUAGUAGAUCUGGCUAGAGAGAGGAUUUCUACUUUAGAAGAUGUAUUUUCUACAAACACACUUGAACGAACAUUUCCAUCGAUUCUUAAUGACAAACAAAACCAGACAAACGGAGCCUUUCAACAAUCUCUUUGCGUGACACAGACGACGGAACCUCUACCAGAAGAUUGUGCCAGUAUUUAUAAACAACAACUGAACCGAACCAGCGGUGUCUACAAGAUUCAGCCACGGUUUUUGAAUCAGUCGAUCUCUGUAUACUGUGAUAUGGAGACAACAGGAGGAGGGUGGACGUUGAUCCAAAGAAGAGGAGAUUUUGGAAAACCAGUUGAAAGUUUUUACAGAUCGUGGGAAGAAUACAAAAAUGGUUUUGGAAACUUAACCAAGGAGUUUUGGUUAGGAAAUGACAUCAUCUUCUCGUUGACCAAUCAAAACAACAUGGUGCUCCGUGUUGAUUUGGAAGACUUUGAAGGAGCUCAAAGAUAUGCAGAGCAUGAUGAGUUCUUAGUACGAAGUGAAAUAGAUCUUUAUAAAAUGAGUUUCAAGACGUACAAGGGUGACGCGGGAAAUUCUCUCGCUCACCACAACAACAUGAUGUUCAGCACCAAGGAUAAAGACAACGAUAAAAACAGCGACAGUUGUGCUCAAACCUACAAAGGCGGAUGGUGGUAUAAUAAAUGUCACAGCACAAACUUAAACGGCUUUUAUUACACAGUAGAUAAGGUAGACGCUACAGGUAUUACCUGGUAUGAGUGGAAAAGUAAAUAUAGCACAUUAAAGACAAGCGAGAUGAAAAUAAGACCUGUGGAUUUUAUUAAUGAAUUUUAUCUGAAUGUCAACAGACUUGAAUCAAAUGUAAUGACGAGAAACCCAUAGUUUGGAGACCCUUUUCAAAAUGUUGCAUAUUUGUUAACUGAAAUAAAUACUUCAACCAAAUACACACACACAUAUAUAUAUUCUGGUGGAUCUAUAUAUCUCUUACUUUGAUCUAACAUGUUCAACAGAAACUAAUAUGUGUGUAUUAGAUUUAAAUAGUUCUGAAAUAAA